This is a messenger RNA of Sabethes cyaneus, 1619 nucleotides long. Its product is annotated as protein yellow-like. The record is from RefSeq and is a predicted model, not a curated record. Bases 1 to 1482 code for a protein of 493 amino acids. NCBI's taxonomy places the organism in Eukaryota, Metazoa, Arthropoda, Insecta, Diptera, Culicidae. Gene Ontology annotation, cellular component: extracellular region. The transcript is spliced from 4 exons.
AUGGCUGAUUAUUCUGCUGAAAAAAAACCGGAAUUCACGAUGCAGAAAUGGAAUCUGCCAGCCACGGCUGGCCUGUGGUUGCUGCUGGCGGCCUUGGCCUUUGCAGAGGGUUACUCCCCGUUUAUGCGAGUCCGUCAUGGAACGACAAUUGAUAUAUCCGGUAACGAGGAAAACACGACGACGGUUUUGGCUAAUCCUUACAUUGUACCGUCGCUACCGCUGAAGAGUAAGAAUGAAAACGAAUUCACCACCAGCCUUGGUAAAGAUGCGUUUGAAGUCAUCUACCAGUGGAAGAUAAUAGAUUUCCUCUACCCGAGUCUGCAGGCGCGGAACAAUGCCAUCCGGACUAAAUCAUUCAUCCCGGAAAAUAAUCUUCCUCUCGGAGUGGAUCGCUUCCGCAAUCGUGUCUUCAUUACUACCCCUCGGUGGAAUCCUGGUGUUCCGGCCACUUUGUCCUAUAUGCCACUGCCGGUGGAAAACCCAAGUGCCCCACUGAAUCCCUAUCCGGACUGGAGCUUCCAUACAACCCCGCAGAAUCCGGACUGCAGCAAGCUGGUUUCGGUGUACCGAAUCUUCGUCGACGAGUGUGAUCGAUUGUGGGUUUUGGACGCUGGAGUUAUCGAUACACUAACGAACUUGCAGCAAAUCUGUCCUCCCAAGGUGCUCGCCUUCGACUUGCACACCGACAAGUUACUGUUUACGUACGUUCUUCCGCCGGAGCAAGUUAAGCAGGACUCGUUGCACACGAAUCUGGUGGUGGACAUCCGGGACGGACAGUGCGAUGAUGCCUUUGCCUACGUGGCCGAUGUGUGGCGUUUCGGAAUCACCGUUUUCAGCUUGCGUGAAUUUAAGAGCUGGCGCACUACAAACUAUCUGUACAACCCGAAUCCGUUCGCCAGCGAUUACAACUAUCAGGAGCUGAACUUCCAGUGGUCGGAUGGGGUGUUUGGAAUGUCCCUUUCGCCCGUUCAUCGCGAUGGCGAUCGUAUGGUUUUCUACCAUCCGAUGUCUAGUUUUACGGAAUUUGAAGUCCCAGCAUCGGUGCUACAGAAUGAAACCAUCUGGCAAAACUUUGGCCUGGCGAAGGCGUUCCAACCGAUCGGAAGCCGCGGCAAGGGAGGUCAAUCGUCCACUUCCGGAGUGGCCAAGAACGACGUUCAGUUCUUCACCUUGGUGCAGCAGAGCGGCGUCGGUUGUUGGGAUCUGGCGAAGCCGUACAAUCGCAACAAUCUGGGGAUUGUCGAGAAGAACCCGGACAAGCUGACGUUCCCGAACGAUUUGAAGGUGGACCGGGAACCGAAGCAAUCGAUUUGGGUUAUCAGCAAUAAGCUGCCGAUUUUCCUGUACUCACGGUUGGACUACAGUCAGAUCAAUUUCCGUGUGCUGCGGGCCGAUGUUCAUAGUUCUGUGUUGGACUCGAUUUGCGAUCCCCGAAUGGCACCGAAUUUGGCCUACAAACAGGACCCGGAGUGUGACCCGUAGUUUGGUGGUUGUUUUUUGAUUUAAGUUGCAGUCGACUCCCUUUUGUUAGUAUUGUUUUAAAUUGUUGAGUAAACUUGUUUUAAUAUGUAGUUGUGAUUGGCAUAAAUCAGUGGAAUUAACUAACAUAGUGUCAAUAA